Rotaria socialis is the source of this 2619-nucleotide messenger RNA. NCBI's taxonomy places the organism in Eukaryota, Metazoa, Rotifera, Eurotatoria, Philodinida, Philodinidae. The record is from the annotation of a GenBank genome assembly.
AUGUUGAGAGUAGCUCCUUUUCGGCUGCUGUUUUUGCUGUUAGUAACUAAUGCACAAUCAUUGACGAACAGAAACACUCAAGCUAAUCUCUAUGAAGAGCAAAUAUCAGCACUUCCCGAUAUUGAGUAUGAACAAGUCAUCGCUGAGCGUUAUCUUUUUGCUUCAUUUGCAAAUGAAUCUACUAUUUGGCCUAUACUCACCAAUAUCAAAUAUGCAUGGCAAGCUAUUUCAUUACCAGGAUAUCACUCACAAGCUUCCAAAGGAGUCUGGCUUCUAUCUGAAGUUAUUAAUGAAGAUAAAGCAAUGACUUCAUCAUUUGGCCAAUAUCAAAUGUCCUGGAUGUUGCUGUCUGCCAAUGCUACAUUGGUAGUUUUAUCCGAGAUUAAUGUGAACAAUAAUAACAGUUUCCUAGUUUCAUCACAUAAUCCAAUAACUUCUUCGUCUUAUUCAGCUGCUCUUAUCACACCAAAUAGUGUACAGUUGAUAUUAUGUGAUAUAUCAAAUGCUACAUCUUGCAGAGUCGUACAAACAAUAUAUUUUCCCUCGGUUCUUGACAAUAUUACUAAAAUCAAUGAUGGCUUAUUUGUAGAAGAUUCUGGGCUUGCUGGAUGGUUAUAUAUUGCUAGUAAUUCAGGCUUACAUGGAUUGAACCUUGCAAAUAUGACAAUUAGUCCUUAUAUUCAUGGGAUAAAUGUUUCUGUAUCUUCAUUAGCAUGGAGUUCAAAACGGCAGACAAUAUUUGCUGGUACAGAAACAAAACUUUGGAUUCAACAAUAUGAUAAUGGUAAUGAAAGUUGGCGUUUUGAACAUAUUAAUGCAUUCAUAGAUGUACCGAUUACUUCAUUAGUAUAUAAUGAUGCACAAGAUAAAUUAUGGAUCGCACAAAAUACAGGAAUAGUUUUACUCUCUCCAAUGGUCAUGUCAACGGGGCGUCUCCAUUGGUAUUUCUCUAGAUUAGCAGGACAAAUUUCCAAUCCCGGAUCCUAUAUAGGACACUUGCCAUUUGCAAAUAUAACUAAACUGAGUGUCAGUCAUUCAAAAUCAACUGAAAGUAGUGUAUGGCUAGGUGGUGUUUAUGGAGUAAUGCGUUACGAUUCGAAUACAAGUGAUUUAAACGCAUGGCGAGUUUUCAAUAGUGCUAGAUACAUGCCAAAUCAUGAAUCACAAGUCAACGUGUCUUCAAUAGCUGCAAUGAGUCGUGAAGAUGAUACACUAAAUAACAUAGGUAGUACUGCAGUAGCAAUCACGAAUCGAGGUCUAACUGUUUUACGAUUCGAAAAGUGGACCUUAUCCCAAAAGGCAGAAUACUUCCAAAAUUUUCUCGAUCAACCAGGCAGACAUGAUAAAUAUGGUUUAGUAUCGGGUUGCAGUAUGACAUCUUGGGGUGAUACUCGUACUUGUAUCAAAGGACCGGAUGAUAAUGAUGGUCUUUGGACAUCUAUGUAUUUGGCAAGUCAGGUCUUUCGCUAUGCAGUGAUAAGAGAUCCCGCGAUUAAAAGUCAAGCAUGGAAACAUUUUGAAGCAUUAGAACUACUUAAUCAAGUUUCAGGUAUUCUUGGCUAUCCUAGUCGUUCAUUAGCAAAACGUACUGAUUUCCCUCCGGAUCCACACUGGCAUCCUUCUCCCAUUUAUUCAGAUCUACAAUUCAAAGGUGAUACAUCAUCGGAUGAAAUUGUUGGUCACGAAUUUGUCUAUCCUCUCGUACAUGAUUUAUUGGCUGAAAAUGAUAGUGAGCGGCAACGAGCCUAUAUACUAGCUUAUAAUAUUACUAAUCAUAUUUUAACUCAUAACUGGUAUUUAGUAGGCGAAAAUCAUACUUAUACAACAUGGGGUAUUUGGAAUCCUAUUCAAAUAAAUGAUGAUAGUUUUUAUCAAGAAAGUAGAGGCCUCAAUAGUCUUCAAAUAUUAGCAUUUCUAUUACAAACCUAUGCCUAUAGUCAUGAAGAACGUUUUCUCGAUGGUGCCUAUAUUCUCGUUCAAUCAUAUCAGUAUGAUGUCAAUCUUAUUAAUCAAAAGACAAUUGCUGUUUGUGAUAAUAAUUUUUCUGAUGAUGAGUUAGCAUAUUUGUCGUAUUUUACAUUCGCUCAUGCACUUCAGACUAUUGAUUCAUCAACUAGUUUCUCUCUAAAACAGAAACAACGCGUAAAAGUAUUGAUUGAUCAACUGUUUGAAUAUAUGAAGAUUGGAUUGAAUCUAUCACAUAAAUACAAAAUAAUGGAAAAAUCACCAUUCUAUAACUUUAUUUAUUGUUAUGUCAGUGGUCAGGUGAAUCAAACCGGAAAUCUAUUUAAAAGGUAUGACUUAUCAUCUAGAACGUCUUCUGAUUUCGAUUGUAAUUCAUUAUCCAAGGAUGGUAUAUGGUAUAUGCAACGUUGGCCACUUGAACUUAUCGAUUGGCAACAAUUCAAUAGUGAUCGCUUAGAUAUUCAACUUAAUACACCAGCUCAAUGCAAUGCAGGACAGCAUUCAUUACAAUUGCUUCCGCCUGAUGAGCGAACUUCUCAAAAAUGGAAUUCAGAUAUCUACGCUCUAGAUAGUGGCAGUGGAUUCAAUGAAGAUGAUCCAGCCGCUUUCUUAUUAAGUUAUUGGGGAAUGCGUUAUUUCAAUUUGUUAGGAUAG